GGGUAGAAAGGGUAAGGUUCUUGGCUUUCUCUUCAUGCAUUCAAAAAUAGAACUAAAAAGCCUGUGUGAAUUGAAAACGACAGUGUGAAUUUCUGCUGCUUCCACUGAAAACUUAAUUCUGAGUCUGCUAAUAUCUUACCUUUGGGGGGAUAUAUUGUUAAGAAGAAUGGAGACUUCAGUGAGAAAUCAUCAUGCAAAGAUUUUUCCUAAAGAAGGAACAUAAGCACUCAAGAUGGGAAGUGACAGCACAAACAGUAUGAGAGUAAAGUGCACUUAUCUACAGAUGCUGUUUCAGGACUCCAUCUUUGCAACCACCUAUAUCUUUUGGCAGGAGUCAUAAUUCCACAGUUUUCCUUGCUGAACAUACUGAGAUAUUCAAGAUGGGCAGCAACAGUACCAGCAGUGCUGAGAGUAAUUGCAAUGUCACUUAUUUGACAUUUCAGUACUCUCUGUAUGCAACCACCUAUAUCUUCAUAUUUAUCCCGGGUCUCCUGGCUAACAGUGCAGCCCUGUGGGUUCUGUGCCGCUUCAUCAGCAAGAAGAACAAGGCCAUCAUCUUCAUGAUCAACCUCUCAGUGGCAGACCUUGCUCAUGUCCUGUCCUUACCUCUUCGGAUUUACUAUUAUAUCAAUCGUCACUGGCCAUUCCAGAGGGCCCUUUGCCUGCUGUGCUUCUAUCUGAAAUAUCUCAACAUGUAUGCCAGUAUUUUUUUCUUGACAUGCAUUAGCCUUCAGAGGUGCCUCUUUCUCCUCAAGCCAUUCAGAGCCAGAAACUGGAAGCGUAGGUACGAUGUGGGCAUCAGUGCUGCUGUCUGGGUCAUUGUGGGGACUGCCUGUUUGCCACUUCCCAUCCUGAGAAGUGCUGGCUUAGCCAAUAACACUGAUUCUUGCUUUGCUGAUUUAGGACUUCACGACAUUAGUAUGGCUUCGUCCGUUGGCAUGGUAACUGCCGCUGAACUUGGAGGGUUUGUAUUGCCUGUUGUAAUUAUUACAUAUUGCACAUGGAAAACAAGAAAAUCUUUACAGGAAUUCCAAGAUCCACCUCAAAAUAUAAAAGAGAGGAAAAAAGCUUUGAGAAUGGUUCUAAUGUGUGCAGUGGUAUUCAUAGUCUGUUUCACUCCUUACCAUCUCAACUUCCCAUUCUUUAUGAUGGUAAAGCAACGUGUCUUCUCAAACUGUUCCUUUAUUAGGAGCACUCUAUGUUUCCACAUCAUUUCCUUGUGUCUUGCAAAUCUGAACUGUUGUCUUGAUCCAGUUGUGUAUUAUUUUAUGACUUCAGAAUUUCGUGAUCAAUUUUCAGAACAUGGGAGUUUGGUUAUCCAGUCAUGUUUGCAUUGUAAGGACAGCACUUUGGAAAUUCGUCAGAGGAAGGAGAAUCUUCAGACUAUCUCUCUGGAAUGUUUGGAUGUUCCAACACAAUGUGAUGAAAUGGUGAUCUAAAAUAAUCUUUUUACUGUGUCAGUUGAGCCAUUUCAAAGUGAUUCUGGGUAUCGUGAAGAAACUCAGCCACUUCACUCAAAAAAAUCUGUCUACAGGAAUUCUCUAUACCAAGAUUAUUAGUGGACUAUUGAGAAAAAAAAAAACCUUUCAUACGAUGUGAUAAUCGAGAGAAAUAAUCACACGUGUUCUUCAGUAAUGGGGCCAAUAGUCUCAUCUAUUACUGAGGAAUGCAAAAUAUGUUAAAAAUCUAGUGGACAUGUACAAGUUAUUCCAAUCUUAAAAAGUCUACAUUAGAAUAUGACCCUAUCUUUAUUUAGAAAACAUACACUACUUAAGCCAAUUAUGUUAUAGAAUGAUAGCCUUUCAUAUUGAUAUGAAUUAUGGAAAUUAGCAACAGAAUAAUUUAAAAUAUCUAUAAUAUUAUCUUUUCCUCACUUUGAAUCAAUUCAGGUGAGCCUCUGAAAAUUAUCACUGAAGUUACAGACAAUGUAAACACCUAAAAUGGAAUUGUGCUCUGCAUAUUUGAAAAGGUGGUUAAAGGC
Messenger RNA from Mus pahari (shrew mouse), 1981 nucleotides. RefSeq names its product putative P2Y purinoceptor 10. Gene Ontology annotation, biological process: positive regulation of Rho protein signal transduction; phospholipase C-activating G protein-coupled receptor signaling pathway. Gene Ontology annotation, cellular component: membrane. NCBI's taxonomy places the organism in Eukaryota, Metazoa, Chordata, Mammalia, Rodentia, Muridae. Gene Ontology annotation, molecular function: G protein-coupled receptor activity. The transcript has 2 exons. The record is from RefSeq and is a predicted model, not a curated record. The coding region runs from base 381 to 1439 and encodes 352 amino acids.